CCUGCAGGUUGUCUCCUUGCGGUCUCCCCGUGAGGACUGAGAGAGAAUUCAGGGUCACGAGAAGGAGCCUCUUGGGAAUUUUCUUCUUUCACAAUAUUAAUUUUGCUAGAAGACGGACGUCCCCGUGGAGAAGGGAAGAGUCUGCGAGAGGUUUGGUUCCAAUGCAGCCUGAUCCACCGGUGCUGGCCAAAUUGAAGGCAAAACACCAGGCAAAGGUAUAUAUUAUUCAAGUCAAUGUUGGGAGUCAUCAGUGGACAGUCAAACAUCGUUACAGUGACUUCCAUGACCUGCACGAAAAGCUUGUUUCAGAAAAGAGGAUAGACAAAAACCUGCUGCCUCCCAAGAAGAUCAUUGGGAAAAAUUCCAAAAGUCUAGUGGAGAAAAGAGAGAAGGAAUUAGAAGUUUACCUGCAAACACUUCUCGUCAAGUUCCCCGUUGCUGCACCCAAAGUUUUGUCUCACUUUUUACACUUUCAUUUAUAUGAAAUCAAUGGGAUCACAGCUGCACUGGCUGAAGAGCUCUUUCACAGAGGGGAGCAAUUACUAAUGGCUGGAGAGGUCUUCAACAUCAGACCAUUGCAGUUAUAUGCUAUCACUCAACAACUGCGGCAGGGGAAACCUACAUGUGCUAAUGGAGACGCCAAAACUGAUCUAGGUCAUAUACUGGAUUUCACAUGUAGACUCAAAUAUUUAAAGGUAAAUGGCACAGAGGGACCUUUUGGAACCAGCAACAUUCAGGAGCAUCUCUUGCCUUUUGAUUUGUCAAUAUUUAAAUCUCUUCAUCAGAUAGAGAUAAAUCACUGUGGUGCAAAUCUUAUUAAAGGGCUGACUUCAUCAAAGCACACUUUAACCACCAUGAGUGUUCGGUUUUCAGCAACCUCCAUGGAAGAAAUUCUAGUGCCUGAGGCUUCUGAAUUUGACCAUUGGGAGCCAGAGGGUGCCCUUUCAAGUUGUCCUGUGACAGCGGUUAUCCCAACUUGGAGGACUUUAACAACCUUAGAUAUGAGUCACAAUCGCAUAUCUCAGAUUGAUGAUUCAGUGAAACUAAUCCCGAAGAUUGAAUUCCUAGAAUUGAGUCACAAUGAUGUGUCACUAGUAGAGAAUUUACAGCAUCUUUACAACCUCAUUCAUCUGGACCUAUCCUACAACAAAAUUGCAUUGUUGGAAGGUGUCCAUACAAAACUUGGGAACAUCAAAACUCUGAAUUUAGCUGGAAACCUCCUGGAAAGGCUAUGUGGCCUUAACAAACUAUACUCACUAGUCAACCUGGAUCUGAGCAACAACAAAAUAGAUCAGAUUGAGGAAAUAAGAAACAUAGGAAGCCUUCCAUGUUUAGAAAAGGUGAUUUUAUCCAACAAUCCUUUGAGCAUCAUUCCAGAUUACAGGACCAAAGUGCUAGCCCAAUUUGGGGAAAGAGCCUCAGAGGUCUGUUUGGAUAAUAUCAGUACCACAGAAAAGGAACUUGACACUGUAGAGGUGUUAAAAGCUAUUCAAAAAGCAAAGGAGGUUAAGUACAAACUGAAUAACUCUGAUAAGAAGAUCAGUGAGGACUCCAGGCUCACUGCUGCCAGCUCCAAAUCAAACUGUUCUUCUCUUACUGUUCAUCCUUCCUCUCCUUCUCUGCCUCGUGCUGUCAGCUCCAGCCAAGAAAUAAUUUGUAGAAAAACAGCCCUAGCCAGCAGUUUAUCUCCAUCCAGCAAUUCGACUCCUACAGACCAUACAGUUACCCAGAGAUGCUCUGAAAUACUAGACACUAGAUACAGAAGCCAGAUGCCUGCUUCUCUGUUGGACUUAUCAAAAGAAUAUGGAAAAAUUCAUCACCUUUGUUUGGACCAUUCAGAUGAAGAACAUGCUGUAUUACCUGACCCUCAAAACACCGUAAUCUUGCCUUUUACCUGUAUGUCAUACACUGCCACCAACCAGGAUUUUACCCAGCACCUCUCCGCCAUGAUAGCACAGUCUUUGCAGAGAUCACCCCCUUCCUCUAUUGAGAGAGAAGACAAAGAGAGCCCUGUGAGGGAUCCUCGUGCCUCAGAUACUGAAGAUGGCUAUUUUGAAAUGGGACUCGGAGAGCGGACUUUCGAGUUCAGUGCUCCUUCAAAUACUGCCCCACCUGCUCCUGAUAGCAGAAGAGCAGAGAGCAUUGACAUAGUCAAAAUUCUCUGGAGUUUUUCUAUUCAGGUUCGUAAAGGAGGACUCAAGCAGUUUGCUGCUUGUUUGGUUUUGACUGAUAGCGUAAUAGCUGUGUUUGAGAUUCCUCAUCAAGAAUCAAAAGGCAACUCCCAGCAUAUCCUAUCUGCAUUGAAACUAGCAUUGUGCUUUCCAUAUACGGAUCUUACAGAGUUCGGUUUUCUCAUGCCAGAAAUAUGCUUAACUCUCAAGGUGAGAAAUAAUGACAACUGCCUGUUUAUUGUUUCGGACUCCCAAAACCUUCAAGACUUCUACUCUUGUUUGCAAGCCUGCUGCUCCCAAGGCUGCACGUCCAUGUUUUCAAGCUCCAUGUUGUACUGUGGCAAAGCAAGCUUGCAAGAAUUUGUCUACCGACUGAUGGGAUUUGAUCACAUUUCAGCAGAUGACAUUGACAUAAAAGGUUGCUUUCCAGCAUAUCUUGUUAACAGUAAUAAAACGGAUGUUCAGAAAGCCUUGUUUCUGCCAGGAUCAGUGGGUGAUAACCGAGCAUGGUCUGACCAUGCCUUGUGUUCUGCACUUUAUUCUACAUUGUAUAAAUCUGCUGAACAGAGUCGCUAUGCAUUCCAUCCUUGUUGGGUAUUUCUGACACCCCAGCAUUUGCAUAUAGUAAAGGUUGACUUCAAUGUAAUGCCAGCUAAAUGUAUAGACUCAGAAGAUGCAAGAAAUGUAUUCAAGCUGAGCAGAAUUCCACUGGCUUCUGUUGUGUUGCAUCCGACCAGUCAUCCUAUCCACCAGAAAGGAUCAUUCUCAGAUGGACAUGUGCUAGAGUUACUUAUUGGAUACAAAUUUGUUACAGCAGUAUUUGUUCUACCUCAUGAAAAAUUCCACUUUCUAAGAAUCUACAGUCUUUUGAGGACACUUCUGCAGGAUGUUAAAGCUAUAAUUAUAUUGAAAGCUUCCAACAGUUUGGAAUCAAUAAAAAAUUACCUCGUGGAUUCAAAAAACAGACACAGCCAGACAGCAGGCUUUUGCAAGCCUUGUUUGACACUAUCAUCCUUGUAUCCAUCUGAAUUUCUGAUGCAGAAAAUUUCGGAAGAUAAUCAAAUUCCAGUUUAUCUUCCAAUUUCUUCGUCUCUUCAGUAUGUGGCUGGGCUAAAAGGAAAUGCCAUUGUGGAAUUUUUCCAUAGCAGCGUUGCUGAGGUGGAAAAUGAAGAGCUGAGACAUCUUAUGUGGUCUUCUGUUUUAUUUUAUAAAACUCCUGAUAUGGAAGUGACAGCUUGUGUGUUGCUCUCAACAAAAGCUAUUUACUUUCUGUUGGAUGAGUCUGUAACUCGUGCCAAUGAAAAUGAGCACCAGCUGGAUGUGUGGAACCAUGAAAACUCAGAUUGUGAAAAUAGCUCUUUCCACCUCUCUUGCUGCUUUGUGCUAAAACUUAAUGAUCUGCAAUCAGUGAAUGUUGGACUUUUUGAUCAAUAUUUUCGAAUUGCUGGAUGUUCUGCGGGUCAUAUAGUAACCUGUCUAACUAGAGACAGUUACAGUACUCAUGCCUUCAUACAGCACCUCAUGGCCGUGCUGUCAUUGCUGGCACGUACUCCUUCACCAGAACCAGUAGAUAAGGACUUCUACUCUGAAUUUGGGAAUAAAAAUACAGGAAAAAUGGAGAAUUAUGAACUGAUUCACUCUAGUCGAGUAAAGUUUAUGUAUCCCAAUGAAGAGGAAAUUGGGGACCUAGCUUUUCUAGCAGCAGAGAAGAUGGACAGUUUGGCUAAUCACCACUCUCUGAAUAUCCUUCUGUAUGUGUUAGCAUUUCAAGUGAAUCAUAUAGAAGGAACUGCUCAAGCCAAUAGUUCACUUCAGGCUAAAACACUCAUUUUAACCAGUUCUGAUUUAUUCCUUUUCAAUGAGGAUUAUAUCAGUUACCCACUACCUGCGUUUGCAAAGGAGCCACCAAAGACAGACAAGUAUCAACUCUCAGACGGCAGACGAAUACGGGAUUUAGAUAGAGUGCUUAUGGGCUAUCAGACAUAUCCACAGGCCCUCACGUUUGUGUUUGAUGAUGUUCAGAACCAAGAUCUCAUGCAGAACUUAACGCUGGAUCACUUUGGAGAUAAGAUCCAGUGGUGCAUCUUUAUCCCAAGUGCAGAAAGCCGUGAGAAACUCAUCUCACUGCUUGCCAGACAGUGGGAGAUCUUGUGUGGAAGGGAGCUGCCUUUGGAACUCACUGGGUAAUGGUCACACAGUGAUUGGCAUACAGAGUAAAGCACAGUAUACGAAUGAGCGGGACUUUUGGUAUUAUCGCAUAACAUACUCGAAGGGUGAUGCUGGACUCUAUUGUCAUGGUUUCCUUGUGCAGAGAACAAUUUAAUAUAUUAACACAGUAUAACCUUCUGAAGUGUUAACUGGGAAUUAAGCUUUUUGUACAUUCUAUUUUUAUGCAAUGGUAUAUGUAUACAAUUUUCAUGAUGCAUCCCAAGAAACUGUAUGGAGCAAAAGGAGUCAACACUAGACGUUGUCUAGGGCUGUGAACAUUUCCACUAUUUUUCAGUAUAUAUCAGUCUAGCUAUUCUAUACAAACUAUACUAUGUAAAUAAUGUUAAGAAAAAUGCCUGUGAUAUGUUAAAAGUGCAAUGAUAUUUGUACAAGAUGUAUUUUAUUGGGUAUGCUGCUAACACUUAUUAUUUAAUGACUUUACACACACUUUUAAAUUUUGUCUUUUGGAGGUCAGAUUUAAUUGUUUGCUGCUAAUCAUGAACUUAGUGGCUAAACUGGCAAAAAGGUACCCCAGCUAAAUGCUACGUUUUCAUCUGAAAUUAUAGUUCCAGGGCACUCUUUUUCUUAAUAGAUUAGUAAAAUGAUUAAAUCAAUUUGCUACCAUCCUGGAAAUGAAAAGUGCCCAGCGUUGAUUGUACUAACAUUUUGUCAGCAAAUGAUGAAUUUGCACCUCUGAGUGUCCAGUGUUGUUUCUGUUACCUACUUUCUCAAUACAAAUAAAGUGAAAUUUGACACAA
This is a messenger RNA of Pelodiscus sinensis (Chinese soft-shelled turtle), 5137 nucleotides long. NCBI's taxonomy places the organism in Eukaryota, Metazoa, Chordata, Testudines, Trionychidae. The record is from RefSeq and is a predicted model, not a curated record.